GGGCUCCACGGACCCCGGGCCGGCUCGCGAGGGUGCGCCCUACCGCGGAGCCUCACGAUGCCGGAGGAACCCGAGGGAGGAACUCGUGGCCGCGGCCUCCCAGCCUGUACGGGUGGCGCCCGGUUGGGUCUCCCGCCACCCCCAGCAGGCCUUGCCAGCUCCGGGCUCUCUGGGGCCUGGUCCAACAGGCAACCCGGAAAAGCACUCUGCUGGCUUGGGUUCUCAGCAGGAACACAGGCCCUCAGACCCAGCUGGCUUCUGUCCCGUCCAAGGCAGUGCAGGGUGGCUGGAGCCUCGCUAGUGACACUUCUCCUGGACGCCUCGUCUGGCUUCUUCCCUGUGGAACUCCGGCUGUGGGCCAGCUCUUCUUCCUGCCCUACUCUCCACCCUUUUCCUGCCUCUGCCUCAUGUGGAUGCCUGACUUCCGUCCAUUGGGAGCUGAGAAGGUGAGCUCCCUGGGCAAGGACUGGCACAAGUUCUGUCUCAAGUGUGAGCGCUGCUCCAAGACGCUGACACCAGGGGGCCAUGCAGAGCACGAUGGAAAGCCCUUCUGCCACAAGCCCUGCUAUGCCACGCUGUUCGGACCCAAAGGUGUGAACAUUGGUGGUGCAGGCUCCUACGUCUAUGAGAAGCCUGUCUCGGAGGGUGUUCUGGUCACUGGCCCCAUUGAGGCCCCUGCAGCCCGUGCUGAGGAGCGGAAGGCUAGUGGCCCCCCAAGGGGGCCCAGCAGAGCCUCCAGUGUGACCACAUUCACCGGGGAGCCCAACCUGUGUCCUCGCUGCAACAAGAGGGUCUACUUCGCUGAGAAGGUGACAUCUCUGGGCAAGGACUGGCACCGGCCAUGCCUGCGCUGCGAGCGUUGUGCCAAGACGCUGACUCCAGGUGGGCAUGCAGAGCAUGAUGGCCAGCCCUACUGCCACAAGCCCUGCUAUGGAAUCCUCUUUGGACCCAAGGGAGUGAAUACCGGGGCUGUGGGCAGCUACAUCUAUGACAGAGACCCCGAAGGCACUGUUCAGCCCUAGACCCCUCCCUUCUGUGGGGCGGGGUCCAUCUGCCUCCUGCUGAUCCUGCCCAGGCCCCCUGUCUAGCUCUGUGGGGGACAGUGACCUGCUGCCCCCUGCCUCAGUGUGUCCUGCGUGCCAGGAGGAGGAGGAGGCAGAAGCCAUCUGCAGAGCGGCCCAAGCCCAGCCCAUGUUGUGGUGUGUCUCUGUCAUGGGGUCCCAUGUGUCCCCACAGCCCCUUCUGUGUGCUCCUGUGCCCAUCAUUCUCCAUGUCCCAUGUGUCCCCAUGACCCUGGUGGCUUUCUGAGGUGGCUGUCUUGCCCUCCUCCUGCUGCCCAUGCCUGUCCACCAAUAUUUAUGCUGCAGCUUGCCAGUGAUGGCCACCUGCUCACAGCGUCCCCAGGGUGGGGUCACUCUUCUGCCUGGCCCCCAUGCUGUCUCCUUACCCUCACAUGGCUCACAUUUGGUCCUGAGACUUUUGCUGUCAAUAAAGGUUUGGGGAUUGCAAGACCCAGUCUGUA
Molecule: messenger RNA, 1522 nt
Organism: Heterocephalus glaber (naked mole-rat)
Lineage: Eukaryota; Metazoa; Chordata; Mammalia; Rodentia; Bathyergidae
Source: RefSeq, a predicted model, not a curated record